AUGAAGUCACCACUUUACAUGCUCGCCAUCCUUCUUCCUCUCAUCGCUGCGGCAACUCCAAUUGCGGACCCCGAGGCUGACUUCGAGGAACUCGAAGAGCGAGACCGAGGAGAUGGCCGAGAUGGUGGCCGAAAUGGAGGAGGCCGUGAUAGAGACGAAUGCAAGGUCAAGCGAAGCUAUCCAUACUACAAGUACCCUUGCAAUUCGAGCCCCAGGAUUGCCUUUUCCCAAGUCGGUGCUACUUUCACAUCCUCCUGCCGGUACCAGUAA
Messenger RNA from Penicillium brevicompactum, 270 nucleotides. RefSeq lists its product as uncharacterized. The record is from RefSeq and is a predicted model, not a curated record. The coding region runs from base 1 to 270 and encodes 89 amino acids. The transcript has a single exon. NCBI's taxonomy places the organism in Eukaryota, Fungi, Ascomycota, Eurotiomycetes, Eurotiales, Aspergillaceae.